This is a messenger RNA of Prunus armeniaca (apricot), 297 nucleotides long. The record is from the annotation of a GenBank genome assembly. Lineage: Eukaryota; Viridiplantae; Streptophyta; Magnoliopsida; Rosales; Rosaceae.
AUGCUUAAGACGCAAAAAUUAGGCUGGGCCCCCAUCACCUUAUGUGAAAAGGAAGAACGUGGCGUCAUUCUUCCAUAUGAUGAUCCACUCAUUAUCCGCACAGACAUUUAUAACUUCAAUAUUAGGCAUAUUCUGGUGGACACUGGCCGCUCAGUCAGUGUGAUAUUUGCUGAUGCUUUCAACGAGCUCCAAGUUCUUGCUCAUUUGCUAGACCGAAGCAUCACACCUCUUGUGAGCUUCUCCGGUGAUGUUCAGCCCCCAACGGGCGACAGCCACCACUCCCUUUCUUAUCGUUGA